UAACGCGAUUUUUCACGAGCGACCAAUUUGCCCCACAAGUCCAUAUUCCCCACCCUCUCCAAGCCCCAUAUUUUCCAUUAAACAUUCCCUGGAGCGGAUUAAAAAAUAAAUAAUGAAAUCAUCAGUGAGUCUUGUCCCCCCAAUGAGAUCGAAGUAACGGGUUUACGCUCGUCAAGGCCCCGCUCCCCACUAUGGUCCCAGUCUGACGGGGCCCGAGAAUAAGAAAGUCCCGGAGUAAAAGUGGACACGAGCUGCACAAAACAGUCGAGAAUGAACAGCCAGGAAGUGCGUGAUACGCAUUCGUUAGUCAUGAGAAAUCGAGACUCCACUUGAAUAUGUUUUGGUUUUUUAUUCUGAUCUUCGUGGGCAGUGGACAUGGCCUCCGGCUGGCUGCCUACGUAUCCUCUGGUGGACUUCACGGAGAAAUUCGGUUCGAGCCCGGAACUGCUGGGGCCCUUAGAAUUCGCUUGUCAUUGAAGGCCACUCUCCAAUAUCCUGAUCAGCAGUGGACGUGGGCUGUCACCAGAUUUCCCGUCGACUACACCAGGAUCGAGGAUCGAUGCAGCGAUCAGCACCUGGGGGAAACGAUAAUUGACCUCACAGAGCCUCUGGGUCCCCUCACACUCCCAGGAAACGAGACGAGUGUCUCCGAAAUCCCGAACAUAGCUCUGACCGGGGACCGGGGCCUCUGGGGUAAAGGGCUCGUCCUCCGGGAGAUCUACACCCCCCGAACGAUUUGCGCCUCGAUAACAGUCCUGGAGAGAAACGCCGAGAAAAAUGCUGAGGCGCGAUUCAACGGACCAGUCGCCGGAUCCGUCUGGUUCCGGUGGCUGGGGGGGACCGCCGGGGACUCCACCACGGACACGAUAAUCUACGCCGAUCUCCAUCACACGUCCAAGCAGAAGCUCCAGAGUGUCGCCUUCACCGAGCACAGCUGGAAAAUCUACGUGACUGAUAUAUUCGACUCGGGGACAGACAAAAGCGACUGCAGAAUUCUCCAGAGUGUCUUCGAUCCCGAUGACCUGGGCUCGGGCAGGUCCAUUGGAGAUGUGGACUCCAGACUGGGGAAGAUCAGGGUCGCUGUGGACACGGGGAAGAGGUCCAAGACUGCCUACAGAGAUCCUGUAAUCUCUCUGCUGCCUGCGGAUCUUCUCGGAACGCACCGAUCGCUCUAUUUGGUGGUUUUCCAUCCCACGCAUCCGGAUUCCGUUCUGGCCUGCGCCAGGAUCAAGAAUAAGAAAUUUUUGUUCGCCAAGAGUUUGGUGUCCUCCCAUGGUCUCAAAGGUGACCUGACAUUCACCCAAGAAACCCCGUACCACCCGACCUGGGUGAACGUCUCUCUGCACCCAAUAAACGACCUGGAAACCCGUCUACGAUAUGAAACAAAAAUCGCAGCUUACAGGAUUCACGAAUUUCCCCGGGAUCCUCGUGACACAAAUCACCAGGUGGGUACUGAGUGUCUGACCACGAGAGAGCUGUAUAACCCCAGGAAAUUGGACGUGAGCACAACUCCCCCGGCUGGAUUCGGAACGCAGGAUCAAUACGCGAUUGGAGAUUUAUCGGGAAAACUCCAGGGGAGGAGGGAGGGCACUCAGCACCAGGAUAUUCUUCCUGGGAGUGCGAAGCUGAACGGGAUUUAUUGGGAUAUAUUUCUACCGCUGUCUGGAAGGCACAGUGUCCUCCACAGGUCGAUAGUACUGCACAAGUACAACGAGACUGAUAAUAAGGGAUUGAUCCCCUGGAUAUGCAGUACGAUAUCUCAACAUUUAUCCCAGACAGCUGGACAAAUGCCAAUGCUGACGGCGCAGGCUGUAUUCAAAUACCCAUUGGUAGGAAGAAUUUUAUUUCGUCAGCCGCAGAACGAGCCUGAGAGUGACACCACUAUCAUAAUCGAGAAUUUAAUUCACGCUGACGGAAGUGCACUCAAUAAUUCCGCCGAGCACAGGUGGAUGAUCCACGUCAAUCCUCCUGGCAAAGACUACUACAACUGGACAGCUCGAUGUCAAAGUGCUGGUGCCCCAUACAAUCCCCACAAGGUAGACUGGGAUCCAGAUCACCCGGAGCGUUGCUCCCACGAGGAAGUGAACCUCUGUCGUUUGGGGGAUUUGUCACGUCAUGGAACGCUGGAGAUUGCGGGUCGUAAGGCCGAGGGGCCGAGGAUCAGUAGAAAACUCUUCACUGAUUCAUCGCUGCCUCUGUCCGGUCCGAAUUCCAUUCUGGGGAAGAGUCUGGUGAUAUACGACGAUCAUGGACCUGUGGCCAGGGGCGAGAGGCUCGCUUGCACGAUUAUCAGCAGAGUCUACAGGAGAAAAGCAGUCGUCAAAGAUUGGUUUGGAAACAGUGAACAUGUUAGAGUUCAUGGAAAAUUUGAGUUCAUUCAGCAGACGGAGUACGAUGUUACAGACGUUGAAGUCAUGCUGGAGGGUUUGGAGGGAAAGACUGGGGCAUAUCACAUCCACAUGACCCCGGUAGAAAUGGACCUGGAAUUUCCCUGCGAGGCGACGAGCCUCUACGACCCCUACAACCCCCUAAAUGUCACCAAGUCCCUCUCGCUGUCCCCAGGCGAGGGGACCACGGAUCAGUACGAGUUGGGUGAUCUCAGUGGCAAGUUCGGAACCCUGGAGAAGCGCAGGAGAUACAUCUCCACGUACAACGACACUCUCCUCCCCAUAUUCGGGUACCAGAGUAUUUUAGGAAGAAGUAUAGUUAUUCAUAAGAAGGAUGGGGACGUGCGAUGGGCCUGUUCCAGCAUCGAGAGGGGUUACGCACCCUCGGAGGCGAGAGAACUCAGGGCAAUUGCCUCGUUUCAUCAUCCGCAGGGGUUCGCUUUUGGGUACAUGCGAAUGACCCAACUCAUCUACAAAGACGGGAGUCAAAGCGAAACGAUAAUUGAAGUUAAAUUGAGGCAUCCUGGUGAACGAGACAGGAAUGUCACGAGGAACCACAACUGGGCGAUCUACGUCAACCCAGUGGGUGUUGAUGCCACAGUUAAAACUAAGGCUACACGAUGUGUGGCUGGGGGAUACGUAUGGAACCCCUAUUUUACGCAAUUGGCAGAUCCCCUCAAUGAGGAUCUUUACAGGCAGGAAUGCGGACCUGAUCAGCCCCUCAGGUGUCACGUGGGGGAUCUGUCAGCAAGGCUGGGGCCUAUUGACAUUGGACUGGGGAGGAGAGUCUUCAGUGACGCUAAUUUUCCACUGGAGGGGGCUGUGUCAGCUCUGGGGAAGUCCAUUGUCAUCAAGGACCAGAAUUUCGGGUCUCAACCUUUUGCCUGUGCCAAUAUCGAACCUGAUUUUGAUAUCGUCAAAUAUGCCAACAUCAGAAGACCUCCACGAUUUGUUGUAGCUCAAUUCCUGGAGGACGUGAGGCAGAUUAUGGGGAUUCCCGAGUGGAUGCUGUCUAUCGACAACAGAAAAACAAAAAUCUUGCACUCUGGUGCGUGCAUCCAGUUCCUGCUCCACUUUCGCGGGCCAAUAGCCAGCAGAAUAGAGCAGGACUUUAGCAGGUUGAUAUCAACGGGAAAGUUAAAAGAGCCCAGUCUAGCUAUACCCGGAUGGAACCAACCAAAACGAAAGACCACCCUGGGCCACCGACAAUGUGGCACUCGUGAUCCCAACGACAAAUCCUUCAAGUCCCCAAACUCCUCACCAAAAAUUCACCCCUCCCUCAUUCUGAUGCUAAUCCCCCUGAUUAAUUACGUGUCAUUAUCAAUAUAAUUAUAUUUUAUUUGAAUAACAACUUUACAAGACUUAAUUCCUCACAUUUGUUAGUUGUAAUAUUCGUGAUGCCUUGAGGAAAAAAUAUAAGUUACGAACAAUUUAAUCCUUUCAUCA
Messenger RNA from Diachasmimorpha longicaudata, 3833 nucleotides. RefSeq lists its product as uncharacterized. Bases 336 to 3716 code for a protein of 1126 amino acids. The record is from RefSeq and is a predicted model, not a curated record. The transcript has 12 exons. Gene Ontology annotation, molecular function: metal ion binding. NCBI's taxonomy places the organism in Eukaryota, Metazoa, Arthropoda, Insecta, Hymenoptera, Braconidae. Gene Ontology annotation, biological process: superoxide metabolic process.